Cryptococcus wingfieldii CBS 7118 is the source of this 1152-nucleotide messenger RNA. RefSeq names its product uroporphyrinogen decarboxylase. Bases 1 to 1152 code for a protein of 383 amino acids. The transcript has 3 exons. The record is from RefSeq and is a predicted model, not a curated record. Gene Ontology annotation, biological process: heme biosynthetic process. Gene Ontology annotation, cellular component: cytosol. NCBI's taxonomy places the organism in Eukaryota, Fungi, Basidiomycota, Tremellomycetes, Tremellales, Cryptococcaceae. Gene Ontology annotation, molecular function: uroporphyrinogen decarboxylase activity.
AUGGCGUACACCAUCCCCACCACCAUCACAAACCUCAGCGACGGCGCCUGGAAGCAGCUCGCCUUCCCCCCCCUCAAGAAUGACCUCCUCCUCCGCGCCGCCCGUGGCGAGGAGACUGAGCGCGCUCCUGUCUGGGUCAUGAGGCAGGCUGGAAGAUACUUGCCUGAAUUCAUGGCCGUCCGCAAAGACCACUCCUUCUUCGAAUGCUGCCAAACCCCCGAACUCGCCUCCAAACUCACCCUCCAGCCUAUCGACCGUUAUCCCAACCUCGACGCCUCCAUCAUCUUUUGUGAUAUCCUCGUCGUCCCCCAGGCCCUCGGUCUCGAGGUGCUUAUGGAGCCUUCCAAGGGCCCUGUCCUUCCGGCGCCGCUCGUCACCCCGAAAGACUUUGAGCGCUUGAACAAGGAUGUGGACGUUCAAAAAGAACUCGGGUACCUCUUUGAGGCCAUCACCCUUACCCGAAAAGGUCUCGACGGCCGAGUACCGCUCAUUGGGUUCUGUGGGGCGCCGUGGACGCUUAUGGCGUAUAUGUGUGAGGGCGGAGGGAGCAAGACGUUUGAGAAGAGUAAGAGCUGGUUGUACAAGUAUCCCGAGGAGACGAAGGAGUUGUUGAUGAGGGUUGCGGAUGUUUGUGCGGAUCUUUUGGUUGGGCAGGUGCUUGCUGGUGCUCAGAUGCUCCAAGUAUUCGACUCCUGGGCCGGCGAGCUGACCCCUUACCACUUCAAGACAUUCGCCCUCCCCCCCCUCUUGCACAUCUCCCACAAAGUCAAGCACGUCCUCUCCACCCUCGGCCACCCCGGCGUACCCAUCACCCUCUUCGCCAAGGGUGCCAACGCCCCUUCUACCUACCGUCUUUUGGCGGACCCUGCUGUCACGGGGUAUGACACGUUAGGGCUGGACUGGACAGUCGACCCUGUGGAGAUCCGUCAACUCGUCGGACAGAAAGUCAACCUCCAAGGCAACUUUGACCCCACCGUCCUGUACGGUGGCAGAGAGGGCAUAGAGAAGGAAGUGGAGAGGCAGAGUGGGAGGUGGUUGGAAGCUGGGGGAGGGUGGAUUGCGAAUUUGGGGCAUGGGAUUACGCCGGGGGUGAAGACGGAGGAUAUGGGGUGGUUUUUGGAGUGUGUGCACAAGUAUUCGAAGAGGGCGUAA